Messenger RNA from Neurospora tetrasperma FGSC 2508, 642 nucleotides. RefSeq lists its product as uncharacterized. NCBI's taxonomy places the organism in Eukaryota, Fungi, Ascomycota, Sordariomycetes, Sordariales, Sordariaceae. Gene Ontology annotation, biological process: proteasome assembly. The transcript has 2 exons. The record is from RefSeq and is a predicted model, not a curated record. Bases 167 to 610 code for a protein of 147 amino acids.
CGAUGGAGUCCCGAGUCUAACCUCUGAAUAUGUAGAGACAUCAGAGAGUACUAUCCUACCAGAAGUACCGAAGCCGAAGUUAUCCCCCUACGGUCUUAUCCUUCGAGACACACGCAGUUUUUCGAGUCUUGCAACUGUCCAUACUUCACCACGUCCAGAACUCACCAUGUCUGAGGACGCAGUCAGGCAAGAGCCAUUCCCGUCACCUUCCAGGCAGGCAACUGGGCUUGUCAACGGAGUGGAAACUGAGGUUUCAUCAAUGAACUUCUCGGACAAGAUCAUGGUCACCAUUUCUCAAGGUGGGCGCCUUGCUCAGUGGGUCCAAGUACAACUAGCCGCACCUUCUUCAGCGUCAGUAGACAUGGCUCUUCCUGGCGCCGGUAGCCUGUUACCAUCAGAACAUUUAACAGCAACGACUCUUCUUGGAGGUGGAAAUGCGGAGAGGGAGACCAUGGGCCAGCUUUAUGCCAGUCAAAUUGCCAGUCUCCUGACUCUGCGCAAUCCCAAUGAGCAGCGGUCUUUGUUGCUUGGUUUGGGCCUGGAGAAGGUCGACACCACUACUAGUGACUCCUUCUAUGACGUGGUCGAGUUGGUACAACAAGUCCUCUGAUAGUAAAUGUCAUGGAGCGAACGAUAUCUCGC